Messenger RNA from Erythranthe guttata (spotted monkey flower), 2953 nucleotides. RefSeq lists its product as uncharacterized. NCBI's taxonomy places the organism in Eukaryota, Viridiplantae, Streptophyta, Magnoliopsida, Lamiales, Phrymaceae. Gene Ontology annotation, biological process: DNA repair. The record is from RefSeq and is a predicted model, not a curated record. Gene Ontology annotation, cellular component: nucleus; Holliday junction resolvase complex. Gene Ontology annotation, molecular function: nuclease activity; DNA binding.
UGAGUCCAUAAAACUGCUUGUUUGAAAUUAGAGGGCAAACUGCUUUCCACUCUUAAUUAUUUGACCAUAAAUUUAUGUUUGCAUUUCAAAUUCGGCCCAACAAAUAUUAUUGGACUAUUUCAAAUGUGGCCCAACAAAUGCAGGCUCAAUACGCAAGCAGAAAAUCUCACACUCUCCACUGUGUGUGUGUGUGUGUGAGAGAGAAUUUCUGCGAAGAAAUGUCGCAGCCAAUUCCGGUAGACAUCCUCUCCGAUUCCGAUACGGAAUCCGGUGAUAUACGGCGGAGGAAUUUCGAUAACGACACCAUAGACCUUACCACUCCGCCGCCUUUCCCUCAAUUGAAGAAGAAGCCGCGGCUAGAUUAUUUUUCGAACCCUAGUAACUCCCCCGUCUUCAUUAUCGACGAUGAUCCCACGCCGUGUGAGAAUAAUCCGUCUCCGGCGGGUCCAACGUCCUCCUCCGCUCCUCUGUUCGUCGCCGAUACACCCUUCUCCGAUGCCGCGUUAGUCAAAUGUUCCAGAGGGAAAAGUUCUUUCUCCGGUGAAGAUUUGGCUGAUGAGCAACUUAUAGUUGCUGACACUCCAAUGUCUGAGCUUUUGAAAUUUGAAGUGCCAAUCACCAAAUACAAUGCAAUAGCUCCCAAGGCUGAUCAUGCAUCUUAUUCGAGUACGAACCAUACCUUUGUUGGUGAAGAUUUGGCUAAUGAGCAACUUAUAGUUGCUGACACUCCAAUGUCUGAGCUUUUGAAAUUUGAAGUUCCAAACACCAAAUACAAUGCAAUAGCACCCAACGGUGAUCAUGCAUCUCCUUCGAGCCCUAAGAAUACCUUUGUUGAAAUCAAUAGACGGAUAUGCGUGGAGUCAGAUAGUGAGUCUGAAAAUAUUGGUGGAUUGGGAAAACGGAAGCAUAGUGAAAGUGUUUUUGCUGCCAAAUUGACGGAUGAUUCAGAAUGUGACUCCAGAUUUGUUGAGUCGACACUUUUUGUUGGCACUUCCGUUCAAUUACAGAAGAAACCCACGCAGAGUCCAGUUAAGACGCACAUGUUAGAAGACUGUUCAAGUUCAGGUUCUCUGGAAGAUGACAUAUACGUGAUGGGUUGUUCUAAUGAAUUUGAUGACUUUGAUGACAAUGCUAGCAAAGUAGACACUGCGAGUCAUCAAGAUAACAGGGAAGGCUGCAUUAAAGAAAAAGAAAUAAAGAAAUCACAUGUAAAAAUGAAAUCAACAAGGCUAUCGAAGGAGGAGAGACUUCGUUUAAUGGAAGAAAAGAAACAGUUCAAAGAAGUAAGGACACAAAACGACAUAUUUGAUGACAAAGCUAGUAAAGUAGACACUGCAAGUCAAAUCUCGAGUCAUCAAGAUAACAGGGAACGCUGCAUUAAAGAAAAAGAAAGAAAGAAAACACAUGUAAAAAUGGACUCAACAAGGCUAUCGAAGGAGGAGAGACUUCGGUUAAUGGAAGAAAAGAAACAGCUCAAAGAACGAGAGAAGUUGCUUAAAGCUGCUUCAAAGGCAGAAGCUGCUGAGAUAAAGAAACGUGAGAAGGAAAUGCAGAAAUGGGAGAAGGGUAAAUAUGCUCUAAAAUCCAUUACUGCUGAAAUUGACAAGAAAGUGGUAGAACUGGGAUCAAUUGGAGGACACCUCCUGACAAGGUUUGCAGAAAAAGGGCUUUCGUAUCGUAUAACGUCGAAUCCGGUGGAAAGAACUAUUGUGUGGACUAUGGUCGUUCCUGAAGAAAUUUCCAUGAUUGCAUCUGAAAAAACAGAGAUUUCUUAUGUUGUAAUUAUAUAUGAAGCGGAAGAGUUCUGUAAACUUGUCAUGAACGAAUCUCUUGUGGGUCAUGUUCAGAGUGUUCAGCAUCGUUACCCACAUCACACUAUUUGUUAUGUCACAAAUAGGCUUAUGGCCUACAUCAAUAAAAGGGAACAAGCACAGUACAAGAACUCUGCCACCUACACUGGUUGGAAGCGACCUGCUAUAGAAGAGGUGUUAACAAAACUAGCCACUCAUUUUUCCAAAGUACGUUCAAGGCUGUGUGUGGAUGAAUCUGAAUUAGCUGAACAUGUUGUUGGUCUGACUUGCAGCCUUGCCUCUUGCCAGUUUAGGAGAAAGCUGACACGAUUAUCAGUUAAUGCAAAUGGAUCCGCAAUCCCUAAAGACUGCAUUGAUAAGAAUUUAAUUAAGAAGAACUUAUGGUUAAAGGCGCUGGUAGCUAUCCCUAAGGUGCAACCACGAUUUGCAAUAGCUAUAUGGAAGAAAUACCCUACAAUGAAAUCUCUUUUGAGUGUCUACAUGGAUUCUACUAAAUCUGUGCAUGAGAAAGAGUUUCUGCUCAAGGAUUUAAGCACAGAAGCCUUGCUGAGCGAUGAUAGACGACUAGGCGAAGUUUGUUCAAAGAGAAUCUACAGAAUACUAAUGGCUCAAUCCGGAAACAUCAAAACAGACGAUGUUGAAAACGGAGCUGAUUUCUUCACCAAUCACUCCACUUCUUGACCUCCAAUUUGGUACUUGGUUACUAUUAUUAUUAUGCAUGUUAGUAUUUCCUCCAUUCCUUACGACACAUUCUAGUGUGUGUGUGUGUGGAUUUGAAACAUUAGUCUGCAUGUGGGGCAAUGUGAUAAAAGAUCAGACCAUAUACGAGACUGUGUAGUGCAGCAUAGUUUAUCCAGACCAGCUCAUCCAAGUUGGCUUAAAAGAUUUCUAGAUUGUUCUCUAAGGUUUUGUUUGUCCACACAUUUUUUUUUGUGGGUAGCCUUGUUUCAUAUCCAGUGUUCCAAUUGCGCAGUCUGGUUUCUAUUUGUCUCCUCAUGUCAGAAAAUGUUUUGUAAUCAAACAUAUAUCAUGUUUGGGUGCCAGUUUUAUGUCUAUGUAUAUACAUCUCCUUUGAGAUAUUAUAAAUGUUUGUUUGAAUGUUGUCUUAGUAACUCGAGUUUAUAAAUUUCUUGAUUUAUAUU